AAUCAUAGUAAAAAGUCUCCCGGCUGUUAUUUGUUGAAUUACAUUACGUAUGUUAGCCUCAGACAAUCAUGCCAAGAACCAGGCUGAGAUGGAGCUGUCAAUGAAAACAUGGCUGCUCACCAAUUUUAGCCAUUUAACAUAAGGCUUACCUAAUAAAAACAAUCUUAUCUUAUGCUGCUUUAUAUUUGCCAUUAAACAUAAUGUUUAGCACGCAUGGACACGGGAACUGCUCGUCUACUGCUGCAUCAUUUGGUCAAUUUUUGUCACUUAGUUGAAUCUGAACAAAGGAUUUCCAACACCAAAGUCAUUCAAUGGUUAGUAACGGAGGCAGCAGUGGAUCACUAACUACUGUGUGCAGCAAUGUUAAAUUGCUGAUUUUAUAUGUAUUUAGUUAUGAGUGGUUGUUUGUCAUUAAGAGGUUAUCAGCGCGGAUGUUACACACGGGUGGAGGUUCUGGUGCUGCGGGCUCUUUAAACGCAGGGCGGAGGGAAGACUUCCGAGCGAGCGUGAUGCGGAUUACGGCUGCAUUCAGUCGUGCGUCUGUUGCUGCAUCAUCUCAGCUGAUCCGGAGGAUUUCCUCUGCAGGGACGGACACACCAACACCACGAACAUGGAUUUCAACGUGAAGAAACUCGCCUCCGAUGCAGGGGUGUUCUUCACCAGGGCGAUGCAGUUCACAGAGGAGAAGCUUGGCCAGGCCGAGAAAACCGAGCUGGACCAGCACCUGGAGAACCUCAUCAUCCGAGGUGACAGCACCAAGAACUGGACCGAGAAGAUCCUCCGACAGACCGAGGUUCUCCUGCAGCCCAAUCCCAUUGACCACACAGGUGCUCGAAUAGAGGAGUUUAUCUACGACAAACUGGACAAGAAGAUUCCCUCCAGGACGACCAACGCUGAGCUGCUGGGACAGUACAUGCUGGACGCUGCCACAGAGUUUGGACCCGAGGCACCGUAUGGUCAGACCCUGAUCACAGUGGGAGAGUACCAGAAGAGACUGGGCGGAGCCGAACGGGAGUUCCUCCACACGUCUGCCACCACCUUCCUAUCUCCUCUGCGUAACUUCCUGGAGGGAGACUGGAAGACCAUAUCGAAAGAGCGGCGGCUGCUGGAGAAUCGACGGCUGGAUCUGGACAUCUGCAAGGCGCGCGUGAGGAAGGCAAAGCAGGCGGAAGCAAAAGCAGCGGCUGAACCUGAUUUUCAGGAGACGAGGCCACGAAAUUAUGUUCUGUCCGCCAGUGCAUCAGCGCUGCUGAGUGAGGAGGUUGACAAAGCGGAGCAUGAACUCCGCGUGGCACAGACGGAGUUUGACCGGCAGGCCGAGGUCACUCGUCUGCUGCUGGAGGGCAUCAGCAGCAUGCAUCUCAACCACCUGCGCUGUUUGCAGGAUUUCGCAGAAGCUCAGGCCACGUACUACGCUCAGUGUCACCACUACAUGCAGGAGCUGCAGAGGGAGCUCCACCGACGUACGAAUACCGCGGGCGCCCCGCAACCCCCGGCCACCGCUGCCGCCGGCCCCAAUCCCGCCUCGUCUGCUUUCCUGUCUGGACCCUCGUCCUCCGCAGACACAAGCUCACCUCUGUCUGGCCAGAAGGCCCCGGGAACGCUGUCUGCCGAGCAGCUGGCGGUCACAGGCACGAGAAAGGCCAAGGUCCUGUACGACUAUGACGCUCACGAUGGCAGCGAGCUCUCCCUGUUGGCAGAUGAGCUCAUCACUGUUUACACCGUACCGGGAAUGGAUCCUGAUUGGUUGAUUGGAGAACGUGGAAACGAGAAGGGCAAAGUCCCGGUCACCUACCUCGAACUUCUGAGCUAAUGGACCAAACAGGACACACACACACACACACACACACACACACAGCAUUGAUUUGGACGACCUACACAAAGCGUUAACCUAACCACGAUUCAAAUCUUAGCCCUAAACUUAACCAGUUCACACAGUCCCUGUUGUGUAUUUUCAUGUUGGCUCUCUGAAACACUUUUCCUUCUGACUAACAGCAGGGACUCACUGCUUGUUUUCUUCUCCUAAGAACCGAUGUAUGCGUUAGUCACACUUUCAUUUUCAUCACUAACAUCUCACCCAGGUCCUCACACCACCUCAGUUAUUCAUAUUUGUGUUUGUUCAGCUGUAGUUUGUGUCGUCACGUUCCAGCCGACGUGACGAUACAAAGCCAUGACUGCUUUUGCUUUUUGAGUCACGGGGAGUUACUGUAGUGACAUGCCUGAAGGCAUCAUCGUGUGCGUGUGUGUGUGUAGAUCUAGAUUAUGUCGAAAUAAUGUUGUUCUGUUUCUUUUAAGCUGCUUUUAAUUAACAACACCACCCCCGCCAAAAAAAAA
Molecule: messenger RNA, 2334 nt
Organism: Solea senegalensis (Senegalese sole)
Lineage: Eukaryota; Metazoa; Chordata; Actinopteri; Pleuronectiformes; Soleidae
Product: endophilin-B2-like
Exons: 12
Coding region: 611-1813 (400 amino acids)
Biological process (GO): membrane organization
Cellular component (GO): cytoplasm; membrane
Molecular function (GO): protein binding
Source: RefSeq, a predicted model, not a curated record